UGUUUACAUUGGUGAUUACUGAGCUAUUGGUGCAAAUGGAACAUUUAUUCACGACAAUUUAUUGUGGAUCUUUCAUUUCUCGACCAUGGUGAAUCAUACAAAGCACUGGUUCGACACGCUGCUUAUCGAAAAGACGUACAAAGGUCCACAAGGAUUGGCAAUAAUAUUAUCUGGUUGUGGUUUAUAUACUGCUGCAUUGAAGCUGCUUACUGGCUUCGCAUUAUUUCCUCUUCUCAUAUGGGUACGCCGCAUUACCAAGGAAAGCGCCAAUGAAGCAUGAGCGUGGUCACAAGAAAAUGAAAUGGCUAAUUUGCCUCAUCGCAAUAAAGCAACCAAUAUCGCCUGGUCACUGUUACAAAAACUCAUUUAUGAUUAUGAGUUACAAAAUUCUACUAGCGUACGUAAAUACAUAGCAGACAAGCUGCUAAGUCUCAACGCUUUUAUACCGCAAUGGCUAUAUAAUGACUACAAGGAAAUUUUGUCUGCCAAGAAAUACAUUAGAUUUUGCAUAUUGCAUGGAUUGAAAUUGAAUGCUAAUUUAGAUAUCGAGUAUAAACAGGAGCUCACAGGUUCAGAGGACGUCAUACAAACCUACAUAUAUCGAUACCGCACAGCGCACAGCACAGAAUAAAAUUCAAAUGGA
Molecule: messenger RNA, 643 nt
Organism: Anastrepha ludens (Mexican fruit fly)
Lineage: Eukaryota; Metazoa; Arthropoda; Insecta; Diptera; Tephritidae
Product: nuclear pore complex protein Nup160 homolog
Exons: 5
Coding region: 302-631 (109 amino acids)
Source: RefSeq, a predicted model, not a curated record